AUGAGCGCCUUCGACAGCUUUCUUGGUAUAUACAAUGACUCGUAUGAUUUGAUUGUCAAAUCAUCCCAAGCCAUGAUUGCAUUGAGUGCUGUUGCACUUAUUGGUGGUGCUGUCCAAGCCUAUCGUUACAAGAAAUCAUCACCUUAUGUAUUGGUGUGCAUUGCUGCUCUCUGUUACCUGAUCCAAGGAGCCAUCAAUGGCAGCAUCGACUCACAAGUGGGAAGAUUUACGGAUAUGGUUCCUCCAGCAUUGGCUGCCUACUUUUUUGGUGCACUAUUUCCAAUCCUUGCUUGGGUGAUUCUAUUGGACAUCUUCCGCUUGGUGCAACCUAAGAGUGAAGGCACCACAACAUGGGGCAUGCUCAAGAGUGAACUUGUUGGUACCUUUGCAGGCUACAUUUGGGCAUUCAUCAUGGCCAUAUGUGAUAUUGCAUUCAUUGGCAGCAUUGGUUCCUUGGUUAAUGGCUCAGCAGGUCUCUCAUUAAGUUUGGCAUUCAAUGCGUUGCGUACUUGUGAGUUCGUUACUUAUGGUCUAUGGGCUUUCAUUCCUCUCUACAUCUACCAACAACGCAUCAGCUGGAACGUCACUCAACCUUUCUUUCGAUCAUUUGCUGUCUUUGCUGCUUUGGUCUUUUGUGUUACGAUUGGUCGCACAGCUAACCUUGCCACUUCAAUGAACAACCUUGAUGGUUCACAAGCUAUGGCAGCUCAAGCUGUUGAUUUCGUUUUGGCUCGUCUCUUUGGUGUAUUUGCUCUCUAUUGGGUGAUCGCUUUUGCCCAUACAUGGGUGAACAAUGAUAGCACCCCCAAGGCCGAUGUCGAGCAACAGCAGCAGCAACAACAACAACACGCAUCUCCAGCACCACAACAGCCCGCUGCUGACAACACCAAGACCGAGGUUUCUGAAGCAUAA
Messenger RNA from Lichtheimia ornata, 912 nucleotides. RefSeq lists its product as uncharacterized. The record is from RefSeq and is a predicted model, not a curated record. NCBI's taxonomy places the organism in Eukaryota, Fungi, Mucoromycota, Mucoromycetes, Mucorales, Lichtheimiaceae. The coding region runs from base 1 to 912 and encodes 303 amino acids. The transcript has a single exon.